Messenger RNA from Salvia splendens (bonfire salvia), 2013 nucleotides. Its product is annotated as transmembrane protein 87B. Bases 282 to 1898 code for a protein of 538 amino acids. Gene Ontology annotation, cellular component: Golgi apparatus; membrane. The transcript is spliced from 5 exons. The record is from RefSeq and is a predicted model, not a curated record. Gene Ontology annotation, biological process: transport. Lineage: Eukaryota; Viridiplantae; Streptophyta; Magnoliopsida; Lamiales; Lamiaceae.
AUUAAAUUCGAUAUCAUAUAACAAAAAAAGUCAGAAGCUAGGCAAAAACAUGGAGAAAAAUAAAUACACUCUUCAGUAGCUUGAACACACUCAUACAGAUCUUCGUCUUCUUCCUCCAUCCUCUGCAAAUUCCUAAAUUUUCCCUUUUUUCUGUUUAUUGUUUCAUCAUAUUUCGCAUUUAAUUCUCGGAUACUAAUUCCUAUUUCAUUUUUCCAUUUCCUUUUAAAAAUCAUCUAUCGAGAAAGAGAGAGAGUUGGAAAAAGGGGGCAGAGAGAGGGGAAAUGGUGUUAAGAGGAGGCAUUCAAUGCGAUCUACUGUUGGCCAAUGGAAGAAAAAUACCAAUUAUUUUUGUGCUGUUGGUGCUGAUUUUAGUGAGUGAAAACGGAGUGAGAGCGUCGAUCCACGAGUAUAAGAAUGAAGCUUUCAUCCCUCGUUUCAAUUCCUUCUUCUUUCACGGCGGCAGUGAAGGGCUCUAUGCUUCUAAGGUUCUCGACCCUCCCAAAAAUACGCCCACUGAUGAUAAUAGUAAACCCCUCAAUGGAAAAUCCUUUAUCAGGUUUGAAUCUGUCACGUUUAGGAGACCUGCAGAGGUUGCCCUAAAGCAGAAUGAUUAUCAGCAGAGUACUGGAGUGGUAGAGGCCAUUAUAGUUGAGGUUAAAGACAGUGAUAAGAUAGGAAGAGCUUAUAUGAACUCCAACGCAAUAUGUUGCAAUCGUACUCUUGCGAAGGAAGGGGUCUGCAAGGUUGGUGAGGUCAUUAUCCGUAAUUCUCCUGAUAACCCGGAGUGGCCAAAGAGGCUUCAGGUUUCAUUUGAGGGCGUCAAUGAAGAGGCUAAGAUGGACAUCCAAACUGUUGAGAUUAACAGAACUGGUAUGUACUUUCUAUAUUUUGUGGUCUGUGACCCAGAGCUGAAGGGCACAUUAAUUAGUGGAAGAACUGUCUGGAGAAACCCAGAAGGUUAUCUGCCUGGGAAAAUGGCACCAAUGAUGAAACUUUAUGGUUUUAUGUCCCUUGCGUAUCUUAUUCUUGGUCUCUUGUGGUUUCUGCGGUUUGUACAACAGUGGAAAGAUAUAAUACAACUGCAUUACCAAAUCACCGCUGUGAUUGGUCUAGGAAUGUGUGAAAUGGCUCUUUGGUACUUUGAAUAUGCAAACUUUAAUGCCACUGGCAGCAGACCAAUUGGGAUUACACUAUGGGCAGUUACAUUCACAGCUAUAAAGAAAACAGUCUCCCGCCUUCUGCUGCUCGUGGUGUCAAUGGGUUAUGGUGUUAUGAGACCAACUUUAGGAGGAAUAACUGCCAAAGUAACUCUUCUCGGCAUGGUUUAUUUCAUGGCAUCAGAAGCGCUGGAACUUGUUGAACACUUAGGAAAUAUCAAUGAUUUUGCUGGAAAAUCCAGGCUCUUUUUGGUACUACCAGUAGCACUUCUAGAUGCAUGCUUUAUUGUUUGGAUAUUUUCAUCCUUAUCCAAAACAUUGGAGAAGCUCCAGAUACGGAGAAGCAUGGCAAAGCUUGAGCUUUAUAGAAAGUUCACCAAUUCUCUGGCAAUAUCCAUUCUGCUCUCAGUAGCUUGGAUUGGCUACGAGUUGUAUUUCAAUGCCAGUGACCCCCUUAGUGAAUCGUGGCGAAGAGCGUGGAUUAUCCCAGCUUUCUGGAUGUUGCUUGCCUUCAUCUUGUUGGUAGUCAUAUGCAUCCUUUUCGCCCCUUCUAAUAACCCAACCAGGUAUGCACAUGAGACUGGUGAAGACGAAGAAGAAGGCAUAUCACUGACCGGUGCUGGAGUCGUAGUGGGUGGAGAGUUGGCAUCGAAAGUUGAAAGGAAAGAAAGGAAGGCGUCGAUCACAUCGGAUCAUGUUUUCGGUUUAGGGGAAGAUGUUGAGGAAGACAAAAGAGAAUGAUGAUGAUGAUGGCAGCUUAUGUUUAUAUGUGCAUAUAUCUACAAAAAAACAUCCACUCUGUAAACACUACUCAACUAACUGAAUUUAUACAAUCUAAUAAACUUUGCAAACAAAA